Molecule: messenger RNA, 4224 nt
Organism: Zootoca vivipara (common lizard)
Lineage: Eukaryota; Metazoa; Chordata; Lepidosauria; Squamata; Lacertidae
Source: RefSeq, a predicted model, not a curated record
GAGCUCAAAGUGGCACAAAUGAUUCCCACUCCCUAUAUUUCCAGUUUUGUCAGCAUAGCAAGCCUGUGAGGCCACAAGUUUUUUGUUGUUGUUUCGCUGGCUCUAUUAACAAUGGACCAGAAAAUCCUGACCUUAGUGGCAGAUGAAAAAGCUGAGCAACUUCAGGCAUGCCUGCAAAGCCUGAAAGAAAAUGAGUUGAAAGGCUUAAUCACAAAGCAGGCUUUGAAGGGAAAGGAGAUUGGUGCUCUCCUGAGAGGAAUCUUCAAAGGUUCUCCUUGCUUCCAACAAACGGGUGUUGUUAGGAGGCUCAGUGUUUAUAAGCAUUGUGUCCAAUUGGUGGAGUCGGGGGACCUGCAUUUGGAAGUUGCAUCUGAAAUUAUACGGCUGCUUAUGUUAGAGGCUCAUGAGCUGCCAGGUUCUGCAUUGGCUGACCUGGCAACUUUGUUUGUUGAAGCUGUCAAAGGUGGCAUCUUGCUCAGUGGCAGGUCUUUGGAGCUAUUUCCUACAGUUCUGACUGCACUAGCAACAGCUAAAGAGACACUGGUUUAUGGGGCAGGUGAGCUGAGUGGGGAAGAGUUUAAGAAACAGCUGAUCAAUACACUUUGUUCCAGCAGGUGGAGUCCUCAACAUGUGAUACAUCUCUCCUCCAUGUUCAGGGACAUCCCAUUGAGUGCAGAAGAGCUGCAAUUCGUGGUGGAAAAGGUCUUAAGGAUGUUCUCUCAGUUGGACCUCCAAGAAAUCCCUCCUUUAGUUUAUCAGCUUCUGUUGCUUUCUGCAAAGGGCAGCAAGAAAAACGUUUUGGAAGGGAUAAUCAGCUUUUUCAAUCAGAUGGAUAAAAAGCAAAAAGAAGAGCAGGGAAAUUCAGAAUCAAUGGACCUUGAAGAAGCCACAGUGCCCCUGGACCAACUUCGCCAUGUAGAAGGCACCAUUAUUCUGCAUAUCGUGCUGGCUAUUACUCUGGACCAGGAUUUGGGAAAAGAGCUAAUAAAAUACUUAAAGACUGAACAACAAGGGGAUCUUAGCAAGGUCUUGUGUCCCUUCAGCAUAACCAUUCUUCUCUCAGUGACCAGAAUACACCGAUUUGAAGACCAGGUCUUUGACUUUUUGAAAUCUUCAGUUAUGAAGAGUUUCAAGGACAAGCAGUUUCUUCAGGGCUCCAAGUUCCUGCAGGAAUUGGCUCCUCAAAACUAUGACAUAUCUGCCGUGGUUUUGGAAGUUGUGGCAAACAGUGUGUUUGGUUGGGAUCAUGUGACUCGGGGCCUGGUGGAUCUUGGAUUCAUCCUGAUGGACUCCUAUGGGCCAAAAAGAACUUUGGGAGGCAAAGUUGUGGAAACGAACCACGGCCUUUCUAAAACUCCAGCCCAGCAAGCUUGUAAGCUGGGAACUGAUCUCCUAUUGGAAGCCUUCAAGGUCCAUGAACCAAUCAGAAGUGAAAUACUGGAGCAGGUCCUGAACAGAGUCAUCACAAAUGCAAGCUCCCCUAUCAGCCACUUCUUAGAUCUGUUGUCCGGUAUUAUCCUGUCUGCGCCGCUCAUCCUUCAGCAGUCUUCUUCAAAAGUCGCAGAGGCUUUUGAUCAUUUGUCAUUCCUGCCUCUUGACACAGUACAAGGGUUGCUUAAGGCUGUGCAGCCGCUGCUGAAAAUUAGCAUGUCCAUGAGGGACUCCCUGAUCCUUGUUCUUCGCAAAUCAAUGUUUUCUGGGCAGCUGGAGGCCCGUAAGUCAGCAGUUGCUGGAUUUCUGCUCCUCCUAAAGAAUUUUAAGGUUCUGGGUAGCUUGACCUCCUCCCAGUGCAGCCAGGCAAUUGGUGCGAGUCAGGUCCAGGUGGAUGUUCAUACCCGCUAUAACGCAGCAGCCAAUGAGGCCUUCUGCCUAGAAAUCCUGGGCAGCUUGAGGCGAUGCUUAAGUCAGCAGGCUGAUGUCAGAUUCAUGCUCUAUGAGGGUUUUUAUGAUGUCCUGCGGAGAAACUCCCAACUGAGUAAUUCCAUUCUGGAGAUGCUGCUGUCUCAGAUAAAGCGGUAUUAUGAGCCAGAACCUGACCUGCUGCCCCCGUUAAAACUAGAGGGAUGCAUCCUGGCUCAGAGAGACCAAAUCUUCCUGCAAGAACCUUUGGCUCACCUACUCUGCUGUAUUCAGCAUUGCCUGACCUGGUAUAAGAGUACCUUAAGCCUGCGCCGACAGGCUGAGGAAGAAGAAGACCCAGAUGAUGAUGAUGAUAAUGAUGAUAAGGGUCUCCAGCAAGACUUGGAGGAGAUGCUGGAGUCGAUCACACGGCGAAUGAUCAAGAGUGAAUUAGAAGAUUUUGAACUGGAUAAGUCGGCAGACUUCUCUCAGUCUACAGGAGUAGGCUUGAAGAACAAUAUCUAUGCUAUUUUAGUGAUGGGCGUCUGUGAGGUCCUCAUUGAGUAUAACUUUAGCAUAGGGAAUUUCAGCAAGAACAAGUUUGAAGAUGUUCUGGGCCUGUUCAAAUGCUAUACCAAACUUUGCGAAAUCCUGAAAGAGAAAGCUGGGAAGAACAAACCCACUUCGGCAAAUAAAAUUGCCCGAAGCUUCCUUUCCAUGGGCUUUGUGUGCACAUUACUUACAAGUCUCUUCAGGGACUGUUCCCAGAACCACGAGGAGAGCUUGGCUGUUCUGCGCUCCAGCAAUGAGUUUAUGCGCUAUGCUGUCAAUGUGGCCUUGCAGAAAGUGCAGCAGUUGGAGGAGACGGGACAAACAGAUGGGCCUGAUGGGCAGAACAGAGAUAAGAUGUUCCAGAACCUCUGUAAAAUCACUCGAGUCCUGCUGUGGAGAUACACCUCAAUCCCAACCGCAGCUGAAGAAUCGGGCAAGAAGGAGAAGGGCAAGAGCAUCUCACUGUUGUGCUUGGAGGGUUUGCUGCGGAUCUUUAACACUGUGCAACAGCUGUAUCCAGCAAAGAUCCCACAGUUUCUGCAGGCACUGGAUAUUGCAAACGAAGAUGCGGAAGAAGACGGGGACAUUAACGUCACUGAGAAAGCGGCCUUUCAGAUUCGACAGUUUCAGAGGUCAUUAGUGAACCAGCUCAGCAACGCUGAUGAUGACUUCAGCAGCAAGGAAGCACUUCUGUUAAUCAACAUCCUUGCAACUCUUUCCAAACUGUUGGAGCCCUCCUCCCUCCAGUUCAUGCAGCUGUUAUCCUGGACAGUCAAGAUUUGCAAGGAAACUAGCCUAGAUGAUGCCCCUUGCUGCAAGGGCUUGCUAGCCCUGCUGUUCAGUCUGCAUGUUCUCAUCAAGAGCCCAGGCAGUGUAUUGCGUGAGCUUGCCCAGGAUAUCCAUGCUCAGCUUGGGGACAUAGACCAGGAUAUUGAAAUGGAGCACCAGUCCCACUUUGCUAUUGUGAACGCCAAGACAGCAGCUCCUACAGCUUGUUUACUGAUUUUGAGUCGAGCAGAGAAGGUCCUCGAAGAGGUGGACUGGCUGAUCAAUAAGAUGAAAAGUCAUUUGGGACUGGAGGCAGCAGAUGCCUCUCAAGCAGCAAGCCCAGCCCAGCCUCUGGAAAAGGCAAUCAUUCUUCAGCUUGGGACUUUGUUGACUGCAUACCAUGAACUGGUACAAACAGCCUUGCCUCCGGGAAGCUGUGUGGACACACUGCUCAGGAGUGUCAGCAAGAUGUACACCACUCUUACAACCCUUGUGAAAUAUUAUCUCCAAGUAUGCCGAACCACAACAUGGGCGAUUCCAGGACGGCUAGAAAAGCUGGUUAGACUCUCUGGCUCCCACUUGACCCCCCAGUGUUAUGCCUUCAUCACAUAUGUGCAGAAUAUCCAGAGUGAAAACUUGAGCAUGGCAGGAGAAAAGAAAAAGAAGAAAAAGGACAAGACAACAGCUGAGGUGUCCACCGUCAUGGCCAAAGUGUUGCGGGAAUCCAAGCCAAUUCCUAACUUGAUUUUUGCCAUAGAACAAUAUGAGAAUUUUCUGAUCCAUCUCUCGAAAAAGUCAAAGGUCAACCUGAUGCAAUAUAUGAAACUGAGCACCUCCCGGGACUUCCGUAUCAAUGUGUCUACUUUGGAGAGCGCUCUACAGGAACAGAAUGAUGAAGAUAGGGAGAAUGAGCCAGCCAACGACCAGAGCACUGCAUCUACCCAAUCCAACAACAGCCAGGAACCCAAAACUAAGAGGCGACGUAAAAAAUAAGAGCUGCCUUGGUCAUUCCCAAGUGACUACUGUAGCUUGGUUCUGCUUGCCCUGCGAAGCAUUAAUGGAGAA